Podarcis raffonei (Aeolian wall lizard) is the source of this 2945-nucleotide messenger RNA. RefSeq names its product P2Y purinoceptor 1-like. Gene Ontology annotation, cellular component: membrane. The record is from RefSeq and is a predicted model, not a curated record. NCBI's taxonomy places the organism in Eukaryota, Metazoa, Chordata, Lepidosauria, Squamata, Lacertidae. The transcript has a single exon. Gene Ontology annotation, biological process: G protein-coupled receptor signaling pathway. Gene Ontology annotation, molecular function: neuropeptide receptor activity. Bases 652 to 1740 code for a protein of 362 amino acids.
UCCCGUCCUGUCUCACCUCCCCUCCGCUCUGCAGACUCCGCCGCGCUCCGGGAGCAGCGCGCAUCCGACAGGCUCCCCUUGCGACGGUGCGGACGCGGCCCCGCCGACGCCUCAACCGCGAGCAGCACGUCGGAAGGCGACAGCUUUCCCUCGCGACCCGGGGCCACGAGUCGAAUCUGGAGUCGGAGAGGGCGGAGAUCGGACGCAACGCGAAGCAAACCAGCGGCAAAGUGAGACCUGUCCUCCUGCGCCCUUUCCCCUUCCUCCAAAACCGCCCCGUCGAGGCGAAAAACCCUGCACCUUUUCUUCCUUUGCAGCGCCGUCCAUUCCGCUUACCUCCCUCGAGUUUCCACAUCCUCAUCACCCUGUCCUAGGACACCUUCUGCUUCCUCCUCCCGUUCUUAGCUCCCUUCUGUGUCCAUUGCCCACAACUGCUCUUGGUUCACAGACCUCCCUUCUGAGCCAAGCCUGCAAAGCUCUCCUGGUGCCUCUGCCGUCCACCAAUGCUGCCUCCUUUCCUAAGCCUUCCCUUGGGAACUCAUAGAUCCCUCCUGCAUAGACAUCUCCCCUGCUCCUUUCCCUGAUUUAGUCCUGGCCUUCUGUAGUUCCUCUCCCUGGUUCCUCCUCCUCUACCCCAGCUGCAGCUUUGUCAUGAACCUCAUGGAAGGAGAAAUAGACGGCCUGGCCAACACCACAGCUGGCACCACCCCGCUCAACAUUGAGCUCCUGUGCCCCGUGAACACGGAUUUCACUCAGUGGUUCCUGCCAACGAUUUACCUGGUGGUCUCUCUGCUAGGGGUUGUGGGCAACGGGCUGGGCUUGUGGAACCUGUGCGCCAGCUCUCGAAAGGGCAGCUGGAGCGCCCUCAGCGUCCUGGUGUGCAACUUAGGGGUGGCAGACUUGCUGUACGUGGUCACACUCCCUUUCCUGGUCUCCUACUACCUCCUGGGUCGCGUGUGGCUCUUUGGCCAAGGCUGGUGCCGGGUGACACGUCUGCUGUUCCACCUGAACCUUUACGCCAGCAUCGGCUUCCUGACCUGCAUCAGUGUGCAUCGCUACCUGGGCAUCGUGUACCCUCUGAGGAUGCUGGGCAGGUGCCAGACCCUUGGGCCUACCGUCUCGCUCAGCGUCGUGGUCUGGGCCUGGGUCUUCAUCCAGCUCUCUCCUGACUUCAUCUUCAGCAAGACGGACCGUGUGGGCGUCAAGUGCCAUGACACGACGGAGCACGAGAACCUGGGGACCUACCUGCCGUACAUCCUGACCAUCACGGUGACCGGCUUCGUCAUCCCUUUCCUCAUCAUCACGGGAUGCUACUGCCACGUGGUCCUGGUCCUGCAGAGGAACCGGAAUGUGGACCCCAUCCUCAAGCGCAGGAGCAUCAAACUGGUGGUGCUGGUGACGGUACUCUUCUCCGUCUGCUUCCUGCCCUACCACAUCUUCAGGAACCUCAACUUGCUGUCGCGGAGGUGGCAGCUCCAGGGGUCCUGCACUCAGACCUUGAGGAACAUCUACAUCGCAUAUCAAGUGACACGAGGCUUGGCCAGCCUCAACAGUGCUGUGAAUCCUCUCUUGUACCUGAUGGCUAGCGAGGACCUGGUGACCCGGUCAAGGGCUUUUGGCCGAAGGAUGAGAAAGGCACUGGGGUAUCUUUGGCAAAGUCAAAACCAGCAGCGCUUGGACCAAAAUAAGCAAAGCAUUAUGCUCAAUGAAGAAUGUGAGGAGGUGUCUAAUUAUCUCUGAAUUGACUUUAAAAAGAAGAAGAAAAGCAUACCCUAAAUGCUUAUGUGGGCUUCUUUGCAAUAUCCAUUUCUCUCUAGGCAGAGACUAGUUUUUAAAAGAACUGAACGUGAUAUGUCACGGAAGCACCAUUGCAUGUGAUUUAAGCACAUAUUUCAUUUAUGCCCUUGUUUUCUCUAGUGAAACAGAUCUAGAAAACCUUGCAAGUGCUUCUUGGAAAGGCUAUGUUCAGAGGCAAUAGUGGGAUGAAUGUGGUGUUUGUCCUUUACUGGAAAGGAAGGGCUUAUCAGAAACUGUCCGAUGCACAGCCAAGAUUUAUAGCACUGCACCUUGAGCAUUCUGCACCUGUACAGUUAUUCAUUUACUCAAUUUGAUAGUCCUGCACCUGUUUACUCAGUAUAUGUCUAAUUGCCACGACUGUGCAUUUGAAGACAAUAGGAUUUAAACAAUCUGACUUAACACGAAGGAUUUCAAGCCUUAUAUAUAUCCAUAUGUGUGGUACCAUUUGGUGGGAAGCAUAAGCAGGAAAUUUAUCCAGAUGCCUGUAUUAGAUGCACUUUUCAAUUAUCUGUGAAAAUUUCCAUUUCUCUUUACUGGAGAAAGCAUGCCAAUGCUAUUGCAGUCACUGUAGAUCCAGGAUUUUCAACAAUUCAUUGACACUUUCCCCCUCCCAUUUUUGACCACAAAUGAUUAAUACAAACAUUUGGGAAGAAAUGGGCUAUGCAAAAUGUUUGAGGGCUAGAAACUUGUGGUUUUGUUUCUGGAGGGGCUGUGUUACAGUGUUGACAUUGAAUCAGACAACAUUCUCUAAAGCAUAUCCUGAAGUGACUACACCAGUUAGUCUGCAACCUUAUGCACUCUUUCCUAGGAAGUUCAUCUGAGCUCAGUAAGACAUGUAUGGCUUACAAUAUCAGCGCUUAAUGCGUGCAAAUGACCUUACGGCACAUUAUGAUGAUUACAAAUAUAGCUGUACUGGAGUUAUUUACUCAUUUGUACCAAUUCCUUUGGUGUCUAUUUCAAGAUUUUGAAAUGAGGAAUUAAAUAUUUUUUUGAAAUGGUUCUGAGCAUAUUGAAGAGGUUGCAUUUGCUUGAUUUUAAGGUAGCUUGUGGUUGUUUGAAAGAUUGGCUGUCGGUCAUGUAGAAGGGAUUGAACCAGGAGCCUCUCCAACAAAAGUCAAUGAGCUCUUGAGCUAAGUCACCCCAUCUAA